Messenger RNA from Staurois parvus, 1516 nucleotides. NCBI's taxonomy places the organism in Eukaryota, Metazoa, Chordata, Amphibia, Anura, Ranidae. The record is from the annotation of a GenBank genome assembly.
AAAAAUGGAUAUACCCUGUACUGUCUUGGCUUUGGUUAUGGGGUUGAUUAUGGAUUUCUUGAGAAGAUGGCACUGGAAAAUUCAGGCAUUGCCCGUCGAAUUUAUGAGGACUCAGAUGCAACCUUGCAGAUGCAGGGAUUUUACACUGAAAUUGCAAACCCAACAUUGGUGGAUAUUAAAAUGCAAUAUCCUGAGAAUACCAUUGCAAACCUCACCCAGAACAGCUUCAAACAUUACUUUGAUGGCAGUGAAAUUGUGGUUGCUGGACGAAUAAUCGAUAAUGAUCUGAACUUCUUUUCUGUGGAUAUACAGGCAGAAGGGGCAGAUAAUUCACUGAAAUACAGUGAAAACGUUCAACUCCAAGAGAAGGAUGAGCCGACCAAACAGCAGGAGUACAUAUUCGGUGACUUUACUGAAAGACUUUGGGCCUACCUCACCAUACAGCAACUGCUGGAGAAACGAGUUUCUGCAGACCCAACAGAGAAAGAAAAGCUUAAACAACAGGCUUUGGAUCUCUCUCUGAAGUUCAAGUUUGUAACUCCUUUAACAUCUAUGGUGGUAACAAAACCUGAAGAGAAAGAAAAGGAAGAAGAAACAUUAGUUGCUGAUAAAUUUGUUGAAGGUAGGAAUCAUUGCAGAACAAUGCAUAUCCAUCACAGUACCCUGGUGCUUACAACCCUCCUUAUCAUUAACAGCUCAGACACCUUAUAAUUGGGCUCAGACACCUUAUAAUUGGGUUGAUUCUGAUCCCCAUUUUGUGAUAAAUGUUCCAAGCAAGAAUGAUGCUUUGUGCUUUAACAUACAAGAGGAGCCUGGAGUGGUGUUGAAUCUUGUUGAGGACCAAGAACUAGGCAUUGCAGUCAAUGGUGAAAUUAUUGGAAAGAAGGGCAAUGUGAUAUCAAAGGAAACCUACUUUGGAAAACUAGGGAUUGUAAACAGAAAUCUGAAACUGAGAAUUGAGGUGACAACUGAGGCAAUUACUAUCAUGAUGGGUAAAAACAAGAAGGAAUACACAUGGGAGAAGAAAACAUCUGUCAAGGCGAAAGGGCUUAACCUGGUUGUCAAUAAGCAAAACAAUGUAACACUGUCAUUUGGAGAAGGAGCAAAAUUUGUAAUUCUUUUACAUCAUUUUGCAAAAGAUGAUCCUCUACACACUGAUUUCUUAGGAUUCUAUACUUUGGAUGAUCAUACAUUUUCAUCAGGUGUUCAUGGAUUGUUAGGCCAGUUUUUCCAUGGGAUUGAUUAUGAAAUUUCCAAUAUCCAUAAAACGAAAAAUCCUGAUAAGCCAGAUGCUACAAUGAAAGUGAAGAAUAAGUUACUGACAGUGACAAGGGGUUCGCAAAGAGAUUACAAGAGUGAUUACAGGAAUGGCAAAAAAGUCCCUUGCUGGUUUGUACACUCCAACGCAGAAGGGCUGAUUGACGGCACUCAUAAGGAUUAUAUCGUUCCCAAUAUCUUCAGCAUCGCUUAGGAAAUUUAUAAUCUCCCUUUCGUCUUCAGCAUAAAUUACUUUUUC